UAUAGGAUUGCUUGGUGUAGCUGAAGUGGAUAUUGUAGGAAAAUCUUUUGCUACUUGAAGUGGUGGAGGUCUAGGCUGAAUCAGAAUUUGUCACUACCCUAGCACCUCCAUGAAAGAAGCUACACAAUACUGUAGGCUCUGUCCACUUUCCACAGUUCCCUAUUGUGGAGUUACCAGGACUCAGGUUUUUCGUUGGAAGAUACGUUGCACAUUUAUGGCGAUUCUGAGCGUGAGGGCAGACUUCUGCCAGGCUCAGCACAGCGUUUUCGCUGACAAGUGAGCUUGGAGGUUCUAUGUGCCAUAAUUAACAUUGCCUUGAAGACUCUGGACACCGAGACUGGCCUCAGAAAUAGUUGGCUUUUUUUUUUUAAUUGCAAGCAUAUUUCUUUUAAUGACUCCAGUAAAAUUAAGCAUCAAGUAAACAAAAGUGGAAAGCAACCUACACUUUUAACUUGUCUCACUAGUGCCUAAAUGUAGUAAAGGCUGCUUAAGUUUUGUAUGUAGUUGGAUUUUUUGGAGUCCGAAGGUAUCCAUCUGCAGACAUUGAGGCCCAAGUUGAAUUUGGAUUCGAGUGGAUUCGGAAUACUUCUGCUUAUCUUGAAGAGAAAAGCUUCAUAAGGAAUAAACAAGUUGAAUAGAGAAAACACUGAUCGAUAAUAGGCAUUUUAGUGGUCUUUUUAAUGUUUUCUGCUGUGAAACAUUUCAAAAUUUAUUAAUUUUUUUUUUUUUUUCCAUUUUCCCCAUCACACUCACACACGCACGCUCACACUUUUUAUUUGUCAUAAUGAACCGUCCGGCCCCUGUGGAGAUCUCCUAUGAAAACAUGCGUUUUCUGAUAACUCACAACCCUACCAAUGCUACUCUCAACAAGUUCACAGAGGAACUUAAGAAGUAUGGAGUGACAACUUUGGUUCGAGUUUGUGAUGCUACGUAUGAUAAAGCUCCAGUUGAAAAGGAAGGAAUCCACGUUCUAGAUUGGCCAUUUGAUGAUGGAGCUCCACCCCCUAAUCAGAUAGUAGAUGAUUGGCUAAAUCUGUUAAAAACCAAAUUUCGUGAAGAGCCAGGUUGCUGUGUUGCAGUGCAUUGUGUUGCAGGAUUGGGAAGGGCACCUGUGCUGGUUGCACUUGCUUUGAUUGAAUGUGGAAUGAAGUACGAAGAUGCCGUUCAGUUUAUAAGACAAAAAAGAAGGGGAGCAUUCAAUUCCAAACAGCUGCUUUACUUGGAGAAAUACCGACCUAAGAUGCGAUUACGCUUCAGAGAUACCAAUGGGCAUUGCUGUGUUCAGUAGAAAGAAAUGUAACAAAGGCUGACUUGAUAGUGGCAUUUAGAGGGAACUCUUGGUACCUGGAAAUGUGAAUCUGGAAUCUUACCUGUGUCAUCAAAGUAGUGAUGGAUUCAGUACUCCUCAACCACUCUCCUAAUGAUUGGAAAAAAGCAAACAAAAAAGAAAUCCCUCUAUAACAUGAAUAAAAUGUUUAAGAAAAGAAAAAGAAAGAAAAAAGGGAUUAAUUCAGUGAAAGAUGAUUUUGCUCCUAGUUUUGGAGUGUGAAUUUCUGCCAGGAUUGAAUUAUAUUAAAAUUUCCUGUCUUUUUAAACUUUUUCAAAAUAGAUCUCUAAGGAAAACCAGCAGAACAUUAGCCUGUGCAGAACCAUCUUGUUUGGGGAGCACACUCUUCCAUUAUGCUUGGCACAUAGAUCUCCCUGUGGCGGGAUUUUUUUUUCCUUUUUUGGAAAGGGGGGUAUAUUUUUUUUCCCUCUUCUCUCUUUUCUCUCCUACCCCCUCUUUCCCCCUGAUACAAGUAGAUGGAAUAGGGGAAGCCCUUGUUGCUGUAGAUGUGUGUGCAGUCUGGCAGCCUUAAGCCCGCCUGGGCACUUUUAGAAAAAAAAAACACCAAAAAAAAAAAAAAAAAAAAAGCAGUGGCAUAUAUACAUUAUACGAUCCAGGUGGUUUUUAGUCUUUACUGAAAACGGGGUGUUCAUGUUAGUUUCUUUUCCUCAAAACCAUAUCUAACAUUAGACAAGGUAACCAAGGGCAUUUUGUUUUGAUAAAUUAGUGGGGAAAAUGGCAUUUUAAGAGGAGUCUUCUCGAAGAACUUAGCUGAGAGUCAAAUUCUUGUCUUUCCCAACCAAUGAAGCUAAGUGGGUAUCCCAGAAACUUGUCUUCUGAAAAGGAGAGCUCCAGGCCAUCACUAAAGAUGUGUCCAGGCAGAGAGCACACUUUCUACACCCUGUAGAGUUGUGGGCUGUAGCAUUACUCUGAUUUUCUGUCUAAUGAUGUCAGAGAAUGCUGGUAGUUUAAAAUUUUUAUUUUAGGACUUGUACUCUGAAUUUUCAGGAACAGUCAAAGGAGUAGCAAAUUCACAAUAUUUUGGACUUGAGAAAUGCUUGUGGUGGGUAUUUUCCAAACUGCCCCAUAUAUGUACAGUUCAGUUUAACCACUGAUUGCCUUGUUAUUUUCUUACUAGGUUAUUUUUGAGAUUAAAAAAAAAAAUCGCUGGUUUAAAACCAACAAUGCCUAAGUGAGUGAGUGUGUGUCCACAGGCCAUAACAGGGUAGAAGAGAGACAUCGAACAACCCAAUGAAUAGUGAAGGGACUGUGUUGCUUGUGAAGUGGUGUGAUAGCAUUUCUGUAGAUUCUUUGCUGGAUUUAAUGAGUUGAUCUAGAAAAGCUGUUUGCUGCUGCUUUGCAGAAGGCAGUUAUGACCAGGCUACAUUAACAAGCAGGUAGAGGCGCACCAUCAGGGGCUCUUGCACUGUUUGUUUGCACCUAAACAUUGCAUACUGUAUAGUGCCCUGCUUCUGAGGCUCUGAAUACAGGCUUAGAGUCAUUGUGUCCUGCUGGAAUUUGCUGUGCAGAGCCAUAAGCUUCCUGUUCUGUUAGCAUCAGCUAGGCUAGUAUGAAUGGACUGGGACCUUGUCUCACAUUGAUGUUACCUCAGAUGUUGGCCAGCUACAUGAACUGCCUAUUUUCCUAUUGCCGGAGCUUUGAUUUUUAACUAAAUGAAAAUCUGUAGAUUCUCUCCUCCCCCACCCCACAAAACAAAGCAAAAUAGAAUAAUGCUUUUGAAAAUUGUUUCUAGAAUUUUAAAGUCAAAAAUGAUGGUACUGUCCAAAAUUAUUUCAGAACAUGACAAUAGAUUCGUUUAACAUAGACUCAAGAUCAAAACAGCAUUACAUGCUAAGCUAAGAUAGACUGUUGACUCCAAGGGUUUUGAUCAAUACCAUAACAAACCUUUUCCCUUUGACAUGCUCUGAAUUUCGUUGUUUGCAGGGAGGGUGUGUGUGUGUGUGUGUGUGUGUGUGUGUUUGUGUGUGCGCGCGCACCUGUGCAGUGUCCAUCAGUAUCGGUGCCUGCCUGAGUUAGGAAAAUUUCAUUCCUGGUUCUGUAUUGAGGAGAAGGAUGUAAAAAGCAACAUGAAACAUUAGCCCUCGUUUUGUUUUAAAUUAGACUAAUGUUAAUUGUUCUCAGAACUGGAUUUUUUUCCCUCAAAAUUAAAAUAAUUUUUUUCUUUUGGAUUUAAUGAAGUAUUGCUAGCUGAAGCCAGUUUGACAUGGUGAGAGAAAUGUCAGACUGAUGAAAGGUGUGCAGCCUGAUUUAAAACCAAACCCUGAACCCUUUUAAAGAACAAUAAACCAUAUUUUACACGCUC
This is a messenger RNA of Lemur catta (Ring-tailed lemur), 3650 nucleotides long. It is a transcript of the gene PTP4A2, whose product is annotated as protein tyrosine phosphatase 4A2. Bases 785 to 1288 code for a protein of 167 amino acids. Gene Ontology annotation, cellular component: nucleus. The record is from RefSeq and is a predicted model, not a curated record. Gene Ontology annotation, molecular function: protein tyrosine phosphatase activity. Gene Ontology annotation, biological process: positive regulation of cell migration; protein dephosphorylation. The transcript is spliced from 6 exons. NCBI's taxonomy places the organism in Eukaryota, Metazoa, Chordata, Mammalia, Primates, Lemuridae.